Racocetra persica is the source of this 875-nucleotide messenger RNA. The record is from the annotation of a GenBank genome assembly. Lineage: Eukaryota; Fungi; Glomeromycota; Glomeromycetes; Diversisporales; Gigasporaceae.
AUUGUAUCUUUCAUUUCUUAUUGUGGAGGGCUUCCCGCUCCUGAAGCAUCCAAUAAUCCUCUUGGAUACAAAUUUAGCUGGUCUUCACGUGGUGUACUAUUAGCAUUACGAAACUCUGCUAAAUUCUUCCUAAAUGGGGAUAUUGUGGAAAUACCUGGAACACAACUUAUGUUAUCUGCAAAACCUUAUUUUAUUUAUCCAGCAUUUGCAUUCUGGGCCUAUCCAAAUAGAGAUUCUACGCCUUUUAGAGAGUUUUACAACAUUCCCGAAGCUAAAACAGGGUUUACUUCUUUUGUCAAAGUUUUGGUUGAUAUUGGUUUAUUAGAUGAUUCUGAAAAAGAUUACCUGUCUCCUGGCGCUUCUGAGAUUGCUUGGAAUGAUGUUCUUGCCAAAACACUUGAAAUAUCCGGUAAAUCUGAGUCUGAUCUUCGUAGACAUAUUGCUCUUAGAGUUUCUCAAGUUUCUGGUGAAGAACUUGAACGAAUUUUCAAAGGCUUCAAGUGGCUAGGUCUGUUUUCUGAUGAAAAGGUUCAUCGCAAAGGUACGUUACUUGAUACCCUUUGCGCUACCCUGGAAGAAAAAAUGCAAUAUGAGGAAGGAGAGAGGGAUAUGGUCAUUCUACAACAUAAAUUUGAGAUCGAAACCAAAACUGGGGAAAUGGAAACAUGGACUUCAACCCUUCUGGAAUAUGGCAACCCUCCUGGCCCAUCUGCAAUGGCUAGAACAGUCGGAAUUCCAUGCGGAAUUGCUGCACAAUUGGUUUUAGAUGGCGUAAUUAACCAAAAAGGCAUCCUCACACCUUAUACACCAGAAAUUAAUAAUCCAAUAAUUAAAGCUUUAGAAGAAGAAGGAAUCAAAGUUAUUGAUGAAAAAUU